AUGGCACUUUGUAACCCUCGCCGAGCCUUCCGUGCGCACCACUAUCACCCAGUGACGACGGCGCCGUGGUCGAAGCACGGGGCAGUGCUUGCAGUGAACUUGCAGCACCAGCAUCAGCGGCCGCCGGUGGUGUGGAGCAAAUCUGCCUCAGAUGCAGCCGCUGAGCGGGGUAAUGGGGACGAGAGGUCGCAGGAUCGGCAACGACAGACACGCCACAAGGAGCAACAGGUGUACGCCGGGGAACCAGCACGUCAGCGGGACGGGGCUACGGUUGUGUCAUCGCUGCGACGCUUCCUCUCCGCAAUUCCUAUUCCGUCACCACCCAACCAGCAGCAACAACAGCAACAGCAGAGGGGCGGUGUGGGCAACAGCGAUCGUGCUUCGCUGUUUCAGCAGCUGCAGAGCACUUUCUUGCCGUCGUCGUCUCCACCACCUGCCGCUGCCACGCUGCCGUCGCCGAAGCCGUCGGCGCUGCCCACCUUCGCUCUUUUUGGCGCGCUUGAGCGGCUCUCGCGCUUCUCGGAGAUGGUGCAGCUGUGCCACGAGCACGCCGACGUCCUGGACGACUUCUUGGCUCGUCUCACUCUCCAGCUGCACCGCAGCUCGUGCGCACCGGCGCUGCUGCUCAGUGGCGCGAGCGCUGCCCCCAGCCAAUCAUCAUUGCCGCCGCCGCCGUCAUUGACAAUGAGCGCUGCGCACGAUGACGGCGAGUUCCUGCGAUGGCAUCGGAUCGUCAUGUUUCUGCUUCGCCAACCCUCAGAGCUGGCAAAGGUCGGCGUGGAAUUUUUCAGCGACGCAGUGAACUCCUGGCCGCUGCACAUGCUCUACCUGACGUGCUGCUUCUACGUGACGGCGCGCGAGCAUGGAUUCGACGCGCUAGCCACGACCCUCAGCAAGGGAGGUAUCUUCUGCUCCGGUAAAGGGCUCUUCGCCGCUUUGGCUGUAUCGAUGGCGCAGAAUGAGGAGGACCUGAUUCGCUCCACCGCGUGCAUGUACCGCGCCGCUUUCUACACUGGCGUGCUGAUGCGCAAGCGCCACCAGCACUUUGAAACGGAGACGCGCCUAACUGUAAAUGGAGGUUUUACGCUGCUGGUGGUAAACAUCCCCAUCAUCACGCUGCGACGCCUGGUGGCGCGGGUGAACGAGGGCUACGACGUGUUUGCCUCCAUGCGUGACGUCUACAAGGAGAGUGAGGCUGAGCGCGGCAACACCUGGUUCAACGUGAACAGCCACAACACGGCUGUCAGUGCCGAUACCGCCCCUUCCCUGCUGGGCCGUCGUGGCGGCCGUUCGUACUCUCCGACUUCGUCCAGCGGCUACGCGUCUGCUUCGUCACCCUUCGCGCCCUCCAUGCCGCAUUAUCCGCACUCGGUGAUUGAGGUGAGCCGCGUCAUUAGCAGCCGAACCGCCGUGUUGUGUGGCCACCCGUUGGACAUGCUGCGGCUUGACACGAUCCUUGCCCGAUUCGCGGACUUUAAUGAUGUGAAGAUCCACAGGGAGUACCUCCCCUCUGGCGGCCCAGAGAACAGUUGUUUCUUCAACAAGCACAUGGCACACGAGCUCACUGGACUGUGGAAGGCACGCGGGGUCUCUUUCUCGCUGGCCAGCGUGCAGCUGCCCCUGUACUCGCCGGUGAACGGUGACUUGUGGACUGAGUCGCUGCGCGUGCCCGUUGACCCUCCCGCACCGCCCGAUGCGUCGGUUACAACGGUGGCAUCGGCUUGCGACAGCAACGCCAUCUUCUGUGCUGCGGCACCACCGCCAACGGAGGGCUAUCGUGACGAGUGGUGGAUGUUCAACGUUGCGGAGGCGGCGACGUGCGCCAACCAGGACUUGACCUACUCCCUGCGCCACAUGAGGGAUGGCAGUGCGCUGCUCGACUUCUCCACCCACGCGAUUCGGAUCGGACGGCUGAUUGCAUGGACAAGCAAGUCGAUUACGGUGCUCGCAGCCCCAGAGAACCGGCAGGAGUCGUCGGCGAUGCCGCCGCCGCGGCGCAGCCCGAAGGAGAAGGUCAUUCGCAACACAAUGGAGAAGCUCGCCAUAAUCAACAGCGUUCUUCGAGAGGUCAGUGACAGGAUCGAUCAGCCGCCUGACGCUCUGGCAAACCCUUCCGUAGAACUGUUCACCACCUUCACGGAGCUAGGGCUGCUGGGGGUACUGAAAGGGCCGCGGGAGCGUCCCGGGGUAUCUCACUUUGGUGAGCCAACGCAUGCUGCCUCCGUGAUACUGAACGAGCGGCAGCGCAGCCACCACGGCUACUACAACACCGGGGCUUGCGACGCGCCGUCCGGAGCUGCCGUGACUUCGGGGGCGCCCUCCACGAGCCGACUAGGUGCUGCGGGCUCAUCGGGGACACUCAAUGGAGUCCUUUCAUCUAACGGCCCGGCCGCUGGCCGGCGCAUGAGGCCCAACGUCGGCGCACUCGUAUCACUGAACAGUGUGUCUCCCAGUAACGCGAAUACUGGCAUCCUGACCACGGCAAGCAACCUAAACAAGCUGGGCGCCAUCGGCAAGAGACAUACAAACAGCCUGUCGCUGAGCUCCGCUGGCGGCGUCGGGGGAUCGAGCGGUCUUAGCGCCCCAAGCUUCCACACAGGCAGCGCCGCUGGUGGCAUCAGUAGCGGCGUCCUUGCCGCCUUCCGCAGCCGCCAUGCCAGCACUGUGGACGGCAACCCAGUGACAGGCGCUGACCCUGGGCCACACGUGGAGGUUGGUGGCACUGCGGUGGUAUCGAAAAACAGCUUCCCGGAGUGUCACUCCACGUCUCCGCUGUUGAGUGCGUACGCGCUUACAAGUAACUCGCCGGGGCAAUCGCCGACACCACAAUUGACCUCCUCCAGCUCUCCCGAAGCUGUCGGGGAGGCGCGACUCCUUCCAUCGGCUCUCAUGUACCGCGGCAUGCGGCGAGGCAGCAGUCAUGUGACUGGCGCGGCGCACCUUCUGCUGGAUAGGAGAAUGACUACUAUGACGUCGCCUUACCGCAUACCGUCCUCGGUAUCGGCAAACAACACUGGCGCGACAGCUGCGGGGCUAGAGGCUCGCACAAAGUCUCCCUCGGCCACAUACACGGCUGAAAGAGACGGCUCCCCGGUUUCCCACGUACGAUCACAUUUGUGCGAGGCUGACGCGCACGAGGGCAUGGCAGCCACGAUCCCCGCUGGAGCCGUCGUAGGCGGUCUCGGGGGCGAGCUCUGGCACACGGUAAGUUUGAUUAGCCAGUCCGAUGCAAGCAACAGGCAGCGGACACCAACAGCAACGACCAUCUCCAUUGGCGCUGUCGCGUCGCUGCAGCCCAAGACGAAGGAGACAUCCGUCGUUCGCGGCGUCAGUCUCUCUCCUCUGCCGGCGUCGUUCCUCUCUGUGCCGCAGGAGGCACACUCGAGGCCCAGCUCUUUCUCGCCGGGUCGCGGCUGCAACAGCGCUGUGGUCACCUCCGACUCCCUUCACGAGGCCCCGGUCUCCGCUUUCUCUUUUCCAUCUGAUGGCCUGGCUCAGCAGAUGAGUGAGCUGGAGCUUACCUCUGAGCACCGCAUUCUGUCGGUACCUAGCGGGCGAAGGAGCUCGCACCUGCUGGCCUCCGGCAUCGCCUCCUCACGGCGAGAGCGGGGCAUUCAGUACGAGGCCCCCGUCGAGGGUGACCGCCUUAAUAAUGGGAGAGAUGGUGUGAUUGCGUUCGACGACGACAGCGCAGCUGUCCGCCGCGUUCCUGAUGACACCCUUACCCCAGGCUCGGAGUGUUUUCCGCUGUCCAUGUACGAGAAUGACUUAGUGAUCCACCGCAACAAUGACUACGCCGGUAUUGUGAACGUUUAUCAAGUCUCCGCACUGAUCACAUAUUAUGAGAUGCAGUUCAACUGCGUCCUCUGUGAUGGCGCCGUUCUGUUCGCCGGGUUGCUGAAGAGGGCAUCUGGCAUUGCGUUUCCCUCAUACACGCUGUUGCUCUGCCCUACGGUGUUUUCUCUGCUGGAGUUGUGGGAUGGCUACGAGUUCGAAGAGGUGUGGAGGCGCUCCCUUGGCGCCCCGGUGUGCAGUCGCGUUACAUCACCCAUCUCUGCCGGUUUGGUCUGA
This is a messenger RNA of Leishmania braziliensis MHOM/BR/75/M2904, 4071 nucleotides long. RefSeq lists its product as hypothetical. The record is from RefSeq and is a predicted model, not a curated record. Lineage: Eukaryota; Euglenozoa; Kinetoplastea; Trypanosomatida; Trypanosomatidae. Bases 1 to 4071 code for a protein of 1356 amino acids. The transcript has a single exon. Gene Ontology annotation, molecular function: transferase activity.